Molecule: messenger RNA, 3789 nt
Organism: Plasmodium gonderi
Lineage: Eukaryota; Apicomplexa; Aconoidasida; Haemosporida; Plasmodiidae
Exons: 1
Coding region: 1-3789 (1262 amino acids)
Source: RefSeq, a predicted model, not a curated record
AUGAAAAAGAGAAAAAGUUGCCUUAUGCUGUGGAAAAAUAUACUGGAUGGAGAAGUGAAGAGAAGAAAUUAUCGAAGAAAUGUCAUGACAACAGUUGGAGAUUAUAAAAAGAAAAACCGAUUUGAAAUAUGGAAAUAUAGCAGUUGUGAUACAUACAAGGUAGAUUUAUCUUUUGAUGAAAACUAUAAAACUAGUAAAGAUAAAGAAUUUUUGCUCAGCAGAAGAAUAAGCAAAUAUAAAAGCAUAAAAAGUACUGAUAUAAAAUAUAUUUUUUUAUUUCUGCAUUUUAAUGAAUCAUGUAGUAAUCAUUUUAUUUGCAAGACUAAUCCAAGUAACCAUAUACCAAUUCAAGUACUAUCCAAACUGAACUACUUACUUUUAAUAAAAAAAAUAUUAUUAAAUGAUACUUCAUUAAAUAGGUACAUAGAGUAUAUAUAUUUUAAUUAUGUAUUGCCAAAAAGUGAAACAAACCUUACCAAAUCGGAUGCACCAUGCAGGAUUAACAAAAACAAGUUUGGUGAUUCCCCCAAGGGAAGUAAAUCACUAGAUAAACAAGUUUCUCAUCAGACUGAAUAUUUCUCCAUAUCUGAUACAUGGAUUGAUCAAGAGAAAAAUGGAAAAAAGAAAAAUAUCUACGAUGGAAAUUCACACAAAGGGAAAGAAACCAGUGGGGUGAAAUGGCCAAGGGAGAAAAGAAUAUACCAAGAGAAGAAGGGAAAUUUCUGUUUAAGCAAAAUAAGGGACAUUUUCAAAAAUGAAGAAUACCAAAUUGUAAUACAUAGUAAUAUAAAUAACAGACUUAUAAAACAUAUAUAUGUAGAAGAACUAGAUAAUCAAAUAAAGAUUCAACUGAAUUACCUUUACAUGUUUGAUAAUCAAAUGAUGGAUAAAAAGAUUCUCUUACAAAUGUACACUUUUUGUGAAUAUUUCAUAAAUGAAAUGGAAAACCAGACAAAUGAAUUUUUAUUUUUCUUGGAUAGAUUAUGCGAAAAGAUGUUACACAAAAUGAAUUUCAUAGAUUCAAUCUUUAUUUUCUAUAUUCAUAUCAAAUUUAAUUACUAUAAUCAUUUAUUUUUAUACAUUUUAAUUCAAAAAGUGGAAUAUUUUAUGCACACUGUUUUAACAAUCCUAAAGGAAAAUAAUGAAAAAGCUAAACAGUACAUGAACAGAAUAAAAUAUAACCAAAAAUCACUUAUUCUAUUUUUUCACUCUUUAAGCAAUUAUUUUUUUUACCUCAACCAACCACAAAAUGUAUCUAGAUAUAUGGACAAAUUAAUACAUAUAAAACGCCUAAUUUAUAGCCAAUUAGGUAUUACACAGGUUCUUCAAAUUUUGGGAAAAAAUUACGAAUCAUACACUCUUCUUGAUUAUACUUUAGCACUUUCUUCCUUCUACAAGUUAGGUAUAAAAAAUGACUUGAUCAAAAAAAUUUUACUAAAUUUUGUAGAUAAAAAAGUAUUACUUUUAAUCAACCAUGAUAGGAAAACUGAUACUACAAAUAAACUUAGUCAUACAAAAUCAACCAUUAAUCAGAAAAACAUACAACAGUACACGUCACUUUUGAAUAUCUUUUCAAAAUGGUUCAUUUCUUUUGAAUAUACUGAAAAAGAAUACAACAAAGUUAUGCGAAUUUUAUUAAUUCUUUUUGAAAAUGCACUCUGGAUUGUUUUGAAAUUGUUUAUAAGUAAUAAUAAGUACCAUUAUCCUUCGAACAACAGUGUAAAGGAUUUCAACUAUCUCCUCCUCAGUGGAAAUUCUUCGACUGAGAGGGAUGAAUCUGAUAGAUCAUUUCGUUCCAAUAAUAAAAUUUCUAUAAAUGAUACACUAAAGGGUUGCAAAUAUUUGUCGAACGAGAAGAAUACUAUGUCCAUUAACACAUUUACAACGGAACAUGUGAAUUAUUUUACAUUCAUUAAGCUACUACAAUUGAGGAAUAGAUGGAAAAAGGAAAAAAAAUAUGGAUGGGAAGAAAAUCCUUCAUUAGAUAAGACCAACAUAGUUAAUACUUUCACUGGAUCCUAUUGCACCAAUAAUUUUUACUUACAUCAGAUCGAAAGUGAAAAGAAUAACAACUGUGAAGAUGUUUACUGUGUCGAAAAAAUUAGAGAUAACAUAAAGUUCAUUGUAAACUGUCUAAAUUCGACAUACAAAAUAGUUAAUCAUUUCAUUGUAAAUUACAGUAUUAACGAAUUGGGGAAAAAUUUCAAUAAAAUUCUUAUUUACAACUUUGUGAAUAAAAUGAUUUAUGAAAAAAAAAGCACCAAAUAUUCUUCCCCUUAUUUGAAUCAUCUAUAUAGAAAUAUCAUGAGUGAAAGCACAUUGCUGAACUACACUCAUGUCGGGGCAAUAAACAUAAACCGAUUGUUUAUGUGCAGUUACAUAAAUACUUUUGUUCUCUCUGAUUUUGUGGAUGUAUAUAUAAAUCGCUUGGUGAGCGAAUUGGCUAGUGAUGUGGUUACAUCUGAUUCUGUUCAGAAUAUGCAUAGCGAGAUGCAGUUCCAUUCCCAACUGUUUGCAAACGCUUUGGGGGCCAUCCAAAACUUGAAUCUCCGAAGAUAUGACAUUUUUGAGAACAUUUCCUAUUUCAUCAAAAGAACCCAUUUCCAAAUAGAUGUGGUUAAUAUAGGGAACAUCAUACACUCCUUUGCAUCUAUCAAAAUGAGGGACGUAAAACUAAUCGAGUUUCUGUUAAACCAAUUUAUUUGCUACACAAAUGAGAUGAAUAAGGAAAAUAACAAGGAGAUAAGUGAACAGACGCUUAGUAAUAUCGCCAUUUCUUUAUUAAAACUUGAUUUGCCGAAUGAAAAAUAUAAUGAAAUUAUUUUUAGGAAUUAUAAAAAUGUGAAAUCUGCACAAGCUCUUAUAAAUAUUACCUUAUACAUUUGUUAUUAUAAUUUUAUAGACAAAUUUGUGCAGGAAAAAAAUUUUACUCACUUUUUUAAUCAAAUAAACAUAACAAAUAUGAACAAUUUUACUGUGCAAAACCAGACGCAAUUACGAUUAAUUGCUUUUUUAACACUUCAUGUUUAUCAUUAUACUUUUGGAUAUAAGCAUAAAUGUUAUGAUGGCCAGAGAUAUAUACCUUUGGAUACAUUUAUUACACAUUUGAAUGAACUUCAAAAGAUCACGUUAGACAUACAAAGGGGUGGUAGUAACCUUUCCAAUGUUUCUUUUUCCCAAGGACAUGUACAAAAAAUGCAUAAUUUUGUGACCAUUUUAAACAAAAAUGAAAAAAUGAAGAAAAAAAAAAAGGUUUUCGUCAAAUUAAAUAAAUUCUUUUACAAAUCAAAAACUGCUUCGUUUACAACAUACACGAGAGAUCUCAACAGUUUCUUCUACUACAAAGACGGUUUGAAAAGAAAAAAAAAAAUAUAUAUUACCCCUUGCCACUAUUCAUAUUGUAAGAAGCGUACCAAUAAGAAAAGCAGAAAAAGCGUUGAAACGAAGAAAAUUUAUAACUUUCCAUACUUGAGAAAUGCAAAAAGAAACUUGACAAGUCCUUAUUUAUAUCCCACAGAUAGAGAUAAAUUUCUUAUAAACAUGUUCGAAAUUUUUAGUUAUAAACAUAUGAAUAAUAAUAUAACAAAAAACGCGAAACCCCUAUUGAAUGAGAGACAUUAUUUGAAUCUCAAUUUUGUCGCAUCCUUUCCCAUAUUAGAAAACCAUAUUAAAACAACUUCCAUGUUGCAUAAUGAGAUAUACGAUAUCAUUGCCUCCUUGAACUUUGAAAAACAAAUGACAAAGGAGUUGUCACACUACCCAUAUUAUGUGGACAUAGUUCUCACCUAG